GGAAAUCGGAAACUGUGUUUAUCAACUUCCCGUUAUAACCAAUCACAGGUGAUAAUGCUCGAAUGACUUACAUUCAUUACGUAGCCCGGUGUUUUGCCUCUGAACUAUGUAAUGUUAAAUUCAUACCAAUUGGAUAAGAUAAUGAUUAAUUAUAGUACAGUGUUAUCACACGAUGAUACUUCGUGUUAAUGUUUGGAAAGAGAAUCAAAACAGUGAGGAAAUGUCUCUUCAAGAUGAUCAACCCAAAAAUCAUACAAUGGACGAAAGAAAAUUUCCAGAGGACGAAGAGGUGCGUGUUAAAGUGUUCCAAAGCAGGGAGUCAGUGUUGACGGAACUUUUUAGAAAUAAACACAUUCUCGCCAUAUACCGUAUGUUUGUGGCACUAAUCGUAGGCACCUGCAUUAACACUCUCCUGCAUGACUACUUUUACAACGAACAAAUAGGCACCGGUUACCGUUUAAUCAUUAAGGUCUUUCGGAAUUUCCACGCCUUCGUAAUCGCAUGGAUCUUCGCGUUUUCAAUUACCCUGUGCGUCUAUCCUGCGUUUCAGGUGUGGGGAGCAGUAAGGCUGCAUUUACUUUCCAAAUCCAACCACUUACUGCUGUGGGAUAAACUGUGGAUGGUGAUUUACUUGCUGUAUGCUACUACGAUAUUGUACUGUUCCGUAUGGGCAACCUUCAGAUAUGAUUUCGGAUACGCGCUUGGUGGUGCGACAGGCUGUGAGACAACGAGGUUGAUAAUGAAAUCAUAUGCUUUCAUAAGAACAUGUGCACCUGACAUCGUGAAGCACGUCAAGGUGAAGAGUUCUCGAAAUUUUUCACACUAUGUCUAUUUUCUGUUCGCGCCAACUUUGCUGUAUAGGGAUUCCUAUCCAAGAUCAAAGGGAAGCAUAAGGUGGCACCUUGUCAUUAACUACUUCAUCGAACUUAUAGCGGCGAUAGUACUUUGCAGCUUCGUCUACCAAACCACGUACAUUUCUCAGCUAGAAGACUUCGGUUUGAGACCUUACCGAUUGGCUGACAUAGGAAUGAUAGUACUUAGAAACGCUCCAUACGCAAUGCUGACCAGUCUGUUGCUGUUUUACCUAUUGCUCCACCUUUGGUCGAACGCGUUCGCGGAAAUGCUCCACUUUUCCGACAGGUUAUUCUACCAGGAUUGGUGGACGUCGACCUCCUUCGAGAGGUACUACAGAACGUGGAAUGGUAUAGUGUACGAUUGGUUGUAUAAGUAUAUCUACAGGGACUUUUAUGAGGUUGUGCUUCCCGGAAACAAGACGGCAGCGAAGAUUGUGGUGAUCUUCAUUUCGGCACUGUUUCACGACUAUAUUUCCGCAAAUGCUAUCGGCUUCUUUUUGCCGACCUUCGUAAUUCAAUUCUUUGUUCUGGGCUCGAUAAUGGCCCAAGUGAAGUUUUCAAACCGCACAGUUGGUAACGUGGUCUUAUGGUACAGUUUAGCCGUCGGUGCUAGUUGUAUGUACACAAUUAACGGUUUGGAAUAUUAUUGUCGGUUAAAUUAUGUUAAGGAGAAUUUGACUGUUUAUAAUUUUUUUGUUCCUACAUUGUUCCAGUGUGACAUUACUUUUUAAGACGCAUCAACGUGAUUUUGUUUUUACUUUGUUUUCCGAAAGCGAUAAGGGUUCCGACGAUUAUUCGUCGACUGACUCAAUACAUUUUAGUCCAUUACGAACGCCACGGAUAAAUGGCAGAACUCGGGAUCGAUUGGCCACGAAAAGUAUUUUGAGAGCUGAAAUGGUCUGCUGUUUACAGAACCAAAAUUUAAGACCUAAUUCUCAUGCCUCAACUGACAGUUGCUAAAACUCCCUUUUUUAGGGUAAAUUGUUAAAUCUAAGCUGCCGUAAGUUUCGCAACUAAGCAGUGGUCAUGGAGUCCAAGAUUAAAAUAUAAGCGAAACAUAAUAAAUUUACGCUACGCAAGUUUGGGAUUUAUAAAAGCUAAGUGGAAAUUAUUAUGUACUCAAUUUAAUUAAUUAAUGCUAAAUAAAAAUAAAUUACCUUGUU
This is a messenger RNA of Photinus pyralis (common eastern firefly), 2017 nucleotides long. RefSeq names its product sterol O-acyltransferase 1-like. The transcript has 7 exons. Gene Ontology annotation, biological process: cholesterol metabolic process. The record is from RefSeq and is a predicted model, not a curated record. Gene Ontology annotation, cellular component: endoplasmic reticulum membrane. The coding region runs from base 173 to 1585 and encodes 470 amino acids. NCBI's taxonomy places the organism in Eukaryota, Metazoa, Arthropoda, Insecta, Coleoptera, Lampyridae.